AUGGGUCGUAUGUUGUCAAAAGUAAUGAAAAAAUUAUCGGCUGAUGGUCCAAAAAGAAUAUUAAUGCUCGGACUAGAUAAUGCAGGAAAAACUACUAUUUUAUAUCGAAUGAAGAAAACUGAUGAUUUUCACACAGUACCUACAAUUGGAUUUAAUGUUGAAACAAUUUCACCUGUUCGAAAUAUCACAUUGACUGUCUGGGAUGUUGGUGGACAAGAUCAUCUGAGAACAUUAUGGCAUCAUUAUUUUGAAAAUGUUGAUGGACUAGUAUUUGUUAUCGAUUCUACAGACAAAAGACGUUUACAUCUAGCUAAAGCAGAAUUAGAAGGAAUCUAUCAACAUGAUCUAAUUAAAAAUGCCCCAUUAGUUGUGAUAGCGAAUAAACAAGAUCACGAUGAUGCACUUAAACCAUCUGAAAUUGCCGAAAAAUUAAAUUUACUAUCUUGGCCAGAGAACUCUUAUUAUAUUAUACCGGCUUGUGCGCUAACAGGUGACGGUCUGACAGAUGCAUUUACAACGUUAGCAGAAAUGAUUCGUAGUCGAAAAAAACAUCGUUAUAACCUUUAA
Messenger RNA from Didymodactylos carnosus, 567 nucleotides. The record is from the annotation of a GenBank genome assembly. NCBI's taxonomy places the organism in Eukaryota, Metazoa, Rotifera, Eurotatoria, Philodinida, Philodinidae.